AUGUCUGCCCUGCAUAAAGCGUAUCUCAUCCCCUCAGAGAGGGAAACAUACCUCGAUCUCGCAACGGCCCAUCAGAACGCCGGUCUCGAGAUAUUCCGGGACGAGUUGCACACGCUCGACGAAAGCAACUGGCAGCAGUUCUUCUGCUUCGCCUCCAUCGUGGUGCUUUACGUGUCUUCAAUACCGGUUCGCAUAGGCAAUCAGACGGAGCCCGUGCCGAAUAUCCUUGAACUCUUCAUGUUUGUCCGUGGAAUACGUGCGGUUCUCGAACCGUAUCAGGGAAAGUUGAUGAAGACCAAGUUCUCAGCAAUGGUGCACGGCAUAUGGAUCAUUGAUCCAGACGACACCAACUAUAGAAACCCCGCAAUGAAUCAAUCCCCACUGCCUGGAGAUAUCUUCAAAGCACUAGAAGAUCUACAGUCUUUCUUCGGAGAGGCCCUCCACGACGAGAGUCGAGAGGAGUAUCUCACCGCCGUGGCCGAGCUGGAGAAGGCCGUCUACCUAAUGGCUCACGCCGGCACGAACAUCGAGAUCGGCAUGAUCCUCUUCUGGCCGUACGUCAUAUCCGAGAACAUCAUGGCCGACAUCCAGGCCCAGAACCCCUUCGCGAUCGUGCUGCUCUCCUACUUUGCGAUCCCGCUAUGCGUCCUGGAGCAGAGGUUCUGGUUCUUGAAGGGGUGGUCGCGCAGGCUGUUUGAUGUCACGGACGGGCUUCUGGCUGAACACUCCACGCUUAUGGAGAUGAUCAAGUGGCCGAGGCGGCAGGUGUUUGAGAUUCAUGGGCUUAUUUGA
Molecule: messenger RNA, 792 nt
Organism: Colletotrichum karsti
Lineage: Eukaryota; Fungi; Ascomycota; Sordariomycetes; Glomerellales; Glomerellaceae
Product: C6 zinc finger domain-containing protein
Exons: 2
Coding region: 1-792 (263 amino acids)
Biological process (GO): regulation of transcription by RNA polymerase II
Molecular function (GO): DNA-binding transcription activator activity, RNA polymerase II-specific
Source: RefSeq, a predicted model, not a curated record